This is a messenger RNA of Thamnophis elegans (Western terrestrial garter snake), 1047 nucleotides long. RefSeq names its product mohawk homeobox (gene MKX). Bases 1 to 1047 code for a protein of 348 amino acids. The transcript has 6 exons. NCBI's taxonomy places the organism in Eukaryota, Metazoa, Chordata, Lepidosauria, Squamata, Natricidae. The record is from RefSeq and is a predicted model, not a curated record. Gene Ontology annotation, molecular function: DNA-binding transcription factor activity, RNA polymerase II-specific; RNA polymerase II cis-regulatory region sequence-specific DNA binding. Gene Ontology annotation, cellular component: nucleus. Gene Ontology annotation, biological process: regulation of transcription by RNA polymerase II; muscle organ development; cell development.
AUGAACACCAUCGUCUUCAACAAGCUCAGCGGCCAAGUGCUCUUCGAAGAAACCGCCAAGGAGCACGACAGAAACAGCAGCCGUCCUUACGGGCCGCUCUUGGAGGUCACCCCUCGUCCGGAGGUCCUCUUUCCCGACCGCCCUCCCAAUAAAGACAACCUCACCGUUCGCCAUAAGAAGACCGGCGCCCGGCAGAACAGUGGGAAGGUGAGACACAAGCGCCAGGCCCUGCAGGAUAUGGCACGACCACUGAAGCAGUGGUUGUAUAAGCACCGGGAUAACCCCUACCCAACGAAGACAGAGAAGAUCUUGCUGGCUUUGGGCUCCCAGAUGACUCUGGUCCAGGUGUCAAAUUGGUUUGCCAAUGCAAGGCGGCGUCUUAAAAAUACUGUCCGCCAACCGGAUCUCAGCUGGGCUUUACGAAUAAAACUAUACAAUAAGUAUGUUCAAGGAAAUGCUGAGCGGCUUAGCGUAAGCAGUGAUGAUUCAUGUUCUGAAGAUGAAAACCCUCCCAGAAAUGAAGGAGAAUACAACACCCAGGUUCAUCAUGCUGUGGUUAAAACAGAAAGUUCUGUCAUAAAAUCUGGAGUAAAACCAGAAGGAAGUGCCAGUGAGGAUUAUGUAGCCCCUCCUAAAUACAAAAGCAGCUUAUUGAAUCGCUACCUGAAUGAUUCGGUGACACAUGUCAUGACCACAGAUGCAGACCUGAUGGAAAAAACAAGACAAAGGAAUCAUUCUGGAUCAUUCAGCUCUAAUGAGUUUGAAGAAGAACUGGUGUCGCCAUCCUCCUCCGAGACUGAUGGAAAUUUUGUCUACCGGACAGAAACUCUGGAGAAUGGACCUAACAAGCGUGAAAGUGCAGUGAACAGGAAAAGAUCAAGCAAAGACGAGACAUAUUGGAAGGAGAUCAAUGCAGCGAUGGCCUUAACCAAUCUUGCCCAGGGAAAGGACAAACUGCAGGGUACCACCAGCUGCAUCAUUCAGAAAUCUUCACACAUAUCAGAAGUGAAGACAGUGAAAGUUCCACUGGUGCCAAUGCCAUUUUAA